Molecule: messenger RNA, 659 nt
Organism: Propithecus coquereli (Coquerel's sifaka)
Lineage: Eukaryota; Metazoa; Chordata; Mammalia; Primates; Indriidae
Product: HAUS augmin-like complex subunit 8
Exons: 4
Coding region: 1-426 (141 amino acids)
Source: RefSeq, a predicted model, not a curated record
AUGGAAAAUGGGGACCAGAUCGAGAUGCUCAGUCCCUUUGAGGCAGUGGCCGAACGCUUCAAGGAACAGUACAAGACGUUCGCCACGGCCCUGGACGCCACCCGGCACGAGCUGCCCAUGAGGUCGAUCCACCUGGAGGGAGACGGGCAGCAGUUCUUAGACGCCCUGCAGUCUGAACUGAAGACCACUCAGAAACUCCUGGAAGACCUUGGCAUUGGCAAUUCAGAAGAAAACGUCCAGGUGCUGGACUUACUGGGUGAACUCAAGGAUGUGGCCGUGGAAAAGGACCUUGAGCUCCGAAGACACUGCACGAUGCGGGAACAGCCAGCAGGUGUCGCUGUCGUCCGUGUUGUGGAGAAAGUCUCAGUCCAGGAGCACCUGCGGCAUCUUGUGUCCCCCUUCUCCCCGCUUUGGAGUCGGUUCUGAGGGAGUGGGGAUGCCGGUGCCUUGGGGAUCAGAGAUGUGGGAGGGCGGGCCCCAGAUUCACAGUGUGAAGGUCGAGCGGGGAAGGGAAAAGGGAAUGGCGGGAGAACUCACACCCGGCUCUGGAAAAUCCGAGAAGUUCUCAAGCAGCCAGAAGAGAAAGGGCCUCGCCCCUCACUCACCCUUUGUCCCCAGAAUAACCGGCACAGUACAGGCGCCCUCGGAUCAGCCCUGUU